Tyto alba (common barn owl) is the source of this 6430-nucleotide messenger RNA. It is a transcript of the gene PTCHD3, whose product is annotated as patched domain containing 3. The coding region runs from base 2696 to 5293 and encodes 865 amino acids. The transcript has 4 exons. The record is from RefSeq and is a predicted model, not a curated record. NCBI's taxonomy places the organism in Eukaryota, Metazoa, Chordata, Aves, Strigiformes, Tytonidae. Gene Ontology annotation, cellular component: membrane.
AAAAUAUUACAGCCAACAUACAUCACAAAUCAGUUUAAACAUCAAAGAUAGUCUUCUAACUGGGAAGUUCAAAUUCUCUUAUCUACUAUCUUUUAAUCUUUCAAUAUAUCUGGAUUCAAGUCCCACAGUUCUGUGCACACAUAGAGAGAACUGUCAUGACUUAGCAUCCAGCCUCUAAAACCCUUCUAAGCCACCGGGAAACACAAACUAUAUGAAGUCUGCUUGAAGAGCCAAUGCCUUUACCACAGCACACACCCAACAACCACCAACUGUAUUAUGAAAGGAAGAGAACAACAGAUGCUUUCUUUGCAAAGCCUGGCAACAAAAGGCUUAUCAUCUGCGUUUUUAUUUACUAGCCUAGCAGAAAACAUCCAUUGAAAGGGAGACCUGUGCUCAGUAUCCACUUCAUCUUCAGUAGUCUUAGACUGAGUAAACACAAUGUAACUCUCAAGAGAGAGGUUGUGGCUUCAUACACAAAUACAGAAAAAGCACAACUUGCUUGGGAGUCCUGCAGUGAAGUUCCUGGCCCUGCCCCAAGGAGUGUUUCAGAUUUUAUCCUAUUAGAAGUUAAUACAAAAUGCAUUAAUAGGCCAGGGAACAAGGUUAGGAAUACAGAUUCUUGGAGAACACUAGCACAUACCUCCUGCUUAAAGACCACUCUGAAGUGAGAGUUGGUGGAGCCAUCUCCCCACACCGUAAGUCAGGCCUCCAAGCCUCAGAAAGUGAACCUAAAGGCACCUGCCUGUGCCCAAGGCACUGGGUACCCUGAUCAGGUAACUCCUGCCACCAGGCCAUUUCCUACCUCCUGGUCAUUACCAGAGCUUGUCUUCAGCUCCUGAGGAGCCAGAAAGAAACUGCCUAUGAGGAGUGGUCAACUUUUAUUUUCUACCUCGUUGAGCUUAAAACAGUCGGUAACCCCUCAUGGCUGUUUUUCACACUGAAAGCAUUCAGCUAGACACUGUCUCCUCAUGUCUGCUGCAGUUUCAACCGAUCAUCCACAGCCUGGUCCACUGCCACGUUAUCCAGAAGUCUUCUUGGUGUGUGGCUAUGAGGAUAGGUGUGUCUCUGUAGCGUAGUCCCAGACACAGGUCUAUUUUUAUCCAGAGUUCACUAAACCUUGUUCCAAAGUCUUUAAUUUCUUCAGCCCUCACUCCCCUGUUUUGUGAGCUUGUUUACCAAGACAGCAAAGACAGCAAGAUGUACAUAACCACUCUCUAUGUUUUGCUCCCAGGCAGGAGAAUAAUCCUUAGUGGUGAUCUAAGGACUAGAGCAAAUUUGGGGAAAACAGUAAAGAAAAAUAAGUCUACGUUGACUAAUCGCUGGUACCAAGCGGGAGCUGCCUGCAGGCUGUAAGCAUGGGCUGGCUGAGGUUAUCCUGCGGGAAGGGAGCGGUGCAGCACAACCCAGCCUGAAGGCCAUGCUGGGCACGCAGCACAGCACAGGCUCACUUACGUGUGGUCUUCUUAACUCCUCGAUAUGGAAUGCUCCCCGGCUCAGGAUCACUAUACCUCAUCCCUCACUUCUUAAUUAUGCAGCCUCUGUCUUACAACAUGGAAGCUAGAGCUAAACUUAAUACUGUAACAUCAGUCUAAUUGAUUCCAUUAUAUACUAUGGAAGUCCCUUCCCUAGGCUUCUCUGUUCACAUACCCAAGAAUCCUGUUUACUACAGGGAGCUCAAGACAUGAGCUCCUGAACCCAAACUCCAAAAUUACUUGUAAUCCCAGCUCCCCACUACAUGUGAGCUUUCAUGAGACAACUGUUCAUGACACAGCCUUGCUACCAGCUGUGCUCUUUCCUCCUGCUGUACCUCAGCCUUCCCCUUGCAUCUGUCCCGAGACUCACCUGACCCACAGUGAGUUUGUUUAGCUCUUUACACACACAGAAAGUCACUUUCUUUUUGCAGGAUUACCCUGUUAUGUUAAACGAGGAGCCUGGCAAGUGCCUGAGCAAGAGGAAAGGGCACGGUGAAGGCACCUGGCUGGCAGAGCUCCCCAUCAGUGCAAGCAAGCGGCUCCAACAGCCAUUAAACAACGUGUCGUCAGUAGCAGCGGAGAGAGAAAAGUGCCCAUGCUUCACACUCGUCUGUGCAAAAGGGCACUUUCUUUUGCGUCACUGCAGAUCAUUUUGCAGACCCUACCCUUUGGUGUAGCUUCAGAGACAGCCAUGGCGACCGACUGGGGCAGGAAACGAAGUGCACAGGUAGGAGGUGGUGGAUGGCAAAGACAGCGGUUCCAAGCACCAUCACCGCUGAGAAGGCAUCGCCGCCGCGCCCCGCUACGGCUGCAGGCGCCGUUGCGGCGGGCGAGGUAACGGCCCCGCGGCCGCGGCGGGCCGGGCCCUUUCGGGGCCAAACCGGCAGGUGGAGCGCGGGCGCGGCGGCAGCCGGUGCCCGCCCGUCGGAGACCCGAGCCCGGGGAGCGGCGCGGCGCGGCGGGGGGAGCCGCGUAUCCCCGCCCGCCCGCCGCGGGGAGGCGGGCGAAGCCCCGGUGAGUCAGGACGGGGGAGGACCCGGGCCGCCUGGCCCGUCGGGACGGCCCUCGCCGCGCCGCGGGAAAACGCUCAUUCCCUCCGCGGCGCCGGCGGGGAGAGGGCGGCUCUCCUUCGGCGCAGCAAGAGGCCGAAGCGCCGGGCUCCGGCGUGAGGCGCGCCCGCGGCGGGGGAGCUGCCGCCGGCAGCCCGGGCUUCCGCCUCGCCGAUGGCGGGGCCGCAGCGUCCUGCGGAGAGCUGCUCCUGCCGCAACACAAACUGCGUGGAGCGGCCGCUGAGGCACCUCUUCGAAAGGCUGGGGAGCGGCGUGGCCGCCUGCCCCUGGCCCUUCGCGCUGGUGCCGCUGCUGCUGGCGGGUGGGCUGGGCGCCGGCUUCCUCUUCCUGCCGCAGCGGCAGGCGAACGACAUCGAGGGGCAGUUCACGCCGACGUGGGGGCCCGCCAAGGCCGAGCGCGACUUCGUGCGGCAGCACUUCCCCACCAACGACUCGGAGCGCUUCUCCGCCCCGCGGCUGCCCACCGAGGGCGCCUUCGCCGCCCUCAUCGCCGUGGCGGCGGGGGGCGGCUCGGUGCUGGCCCCGGCGGCGCGGCGCGACGUGCUGCGGCUGGACGCGGCGGUGCGCGCCCGCGGCUACCCCCAGCUCUGCGCCCGCAGCGGCGGCGCCUGCGCCAGCCCCAACCCGCUGCUGCCGCGGCUGGGCGGUGCAGCGGCGGCCGCCCUGGAGAACCUCACCUUCCCCGUCUACGAGGGCGUCUUCCUGGGGGCCGCGCUGGGCGGCGUGCGGACGGGGGCCGGCGGGCGGGUGCUGUCGGCGCGGGCCCUGAAGCUGCUGUAUUACCUGCGGGAGGACGGCCCCGGCGCGGCGGAGAGCCGGCGGUGGCUGGAGAGCUUCUUGCGGGACAUCCCGUCGGAGCUGGAGGCGCUGGGCUUCGCCUCCAUCCAGGUGACUUACUUCACCUCGCUGUCCCGACAACAGGAGUUUGAAGGAAAUACCAAGAGCGUGAUCCCACUCUUCUCCAUAACGUACUUCUUGACAAUAACCUUUUCGGUCAUCUCUUGCCUAAGACUGAGCUGUAUAAGGAAUAAUGUCUGGCUUGCAUGCUGUGGAGUGGUUUCUGCCGGUUUAGCUGUAUUAAGUAGCUUUGGACUGAUGCUCUUCUGUGGAGUGCCAUUUGUCGUCACUGUAGCAAACGCGCCAUUUCUUAUUCUGGGAGUUGGUGUCGAUGACAUGUUCAUCAUGAUCGCUUGCUGGGAACAAAGUUCAAGAAAAAAAGGGAAAUCUGUUAAAUCUCUCCUGGCUGAGACUUAUGCAGAAGCAGCACUUUCUGUGACCAUCACCACUCUCACAGACGUUUUGGCCUUCUUCAUUGGCACCUGGACUGCCUUUCCGUCCGUGAGAUCAUUUUGCCUCUAUACAGGCACUGCUUUUGUCUUCUGCUAUAUAUAUACCAUGACCUUCUUUGGGGCAGUUAUUGUGUUAAAUCACAGAAGGGAGCAAGGGAACCGACACUGGCUAACCUGCAUGCCUGUGGGAGUAGAUAAAGACCAGGCUGAGAUGUCCUGCUUGUACAGUGCUUGCUGUAUAGGCAACUGUUCUGGGCAGUCAGCUCAGCCAGAAGGUGAACAUCCAAUGAGCAUAUUCUUUAGAAAGUAUUAUGGCCCUUUUCUUACAAGUACCUGGAUCAAGCUACUCGUGGUGUUGCUGUACGGAGCAUAUUUGGGUGGCAGCAUUUAUGGAUGUACUCAGAUCAGGGAAGGCAUCGAUCUUCGAAAUCUGGCGAGCGAUGACUCUUACGUUAUUCCGUACUAUGACGACGACAAAUACUUCUCAGCGUACGGGCCCAGGGUCAUGGUUGUCAUUACUGAAAGUGUAGAUUACUGGAAUGAGACUGUUCGCCUUGGCAUUGAGAACUGCAUGCAGAACUUGGAGGGCAUUGCCUAUGUAGAUAAGAACCUCUCAGUCUCGUGGCUGAGAGUAUACUCAAAACUUGCCCAGAGUGGCUUGGUACAUAUAAACGAUGAGACUCUUUUUAUUAAUGACUUAACUGUACUGUUCCAAAUUGUGCACAGUUUUAAGUGGGACAUUAACAAGACUCGGGAUAAAAUAGAAGCUUCACGUUUUUUCAUCCAGACGGUGAACGUGACCUCGGCCGUUGAUGAGAAGAAUCUUCUCAAUGAGUUAAGAGAGACGGCCGAGCAGUGCAGCAUUCCAUUAAUGGUGUACCACCCCGCCUUCAUCUACUACGAUCAGUACCUGGUGAUAGUGCAGAACACCAUUCAGAACGUUGUCGUCGCUGCCGGGGCAAUGCUCGUUGUCUCUCUCUGGCUCAUUCCCAACCCGCUGUGCUGCUUGUGGGUGACUUUUGCUAUAGCUUCUGUUAUCGUUGGUGUUGCCGGUUUCAUGACAUUCUGGAGCGUCAAUCUAGAUUCCAUAUCCAUGAUCAACCUGGUCAUUUGUAUAGGGUUUUCAGUCGAUUUUUCUGCUCAUAUUUCCUAUGCCUUUGUUACGAGUAAAGAGGCGUCAGCCAAUGAAAGGGCAAGCGAAGCUCUGUCCCUGCUAGGUUACCCAGUAUUACAAGGUGCAGUCUCUACUAUACUAGGAGUAGUUGUCCUGGCUGCAGCAAAAACCUACAUCUUCAGGACGUUUUUCAAGAUCAUGUUCCUUGUCAUUUUGUUCGGGGCUCUUCACGGUCUCAUAUUUAUUCCGGUGUUUUUAACCUUUUUUGGAAACUGUGGCAGAUCACCCCACAAGACCGAAUCUAACAAGCUAGAGCUUAGGUUUAGAAAUGAUAAAGAUUGUCCGUGACAAAGUUAAAUGUAAUACGGUAUAUAUUUAUUAUAUGUAGAUUAAAAUGCAAUGACUUUCGGGGAAUAUAAGAAGUGAAGAAAACAAAAGAUAGAAAAAUAAAUACAACAGAGAAGCAAAGGCUUCAGAAAGGCAAGAAUAACAGAAGAAGAAAGCGCACGGAAUGGAUUUGCAUUUCUCAUUUUUGUGUGUGUGUGACAAUCACCUUAAUGUUGUUAUUUUUUUUUUUUUGACUUGCUGAAUGUAUUAAAACUACUAUAAACAGUGUUUGUUUGCUGAAUGUAGUAAAAGUAUCAUAAACAGCAACCACGGCAUCAGCUUAGUGGACGACAUUACAGGUUUGUCAGGCAGCGCACCCAGGAGGGAAGAGUAACUCCCACGGGUUUGCAUUUGACUCCCUGUACCCUGGUGCUGUAACUCAGCCCAACACUGAGCCCAAAGACAGGUUUUCCCCAGGAGGCUCAAACCUGGAGGUUUUACAGCAAGAUCACAAGAGGUCACAUGUGCCUCAGACUGCAGUAACUCCUUAAGCCUUCAGGAGAUGAAGGCAGCUUAGGCUUCUAAUGCAGCAUGAGAGCCCAUGGGAAACACAAAUUGACUCACAUUUUCUAUUCAAAUCCAUCUUCUCUUGGUGUCCCCUUUUCUCACUAAGAUUAAUCAUGUAGCUUUAAGGAGAUUGGCUGCAGCUUUUGUUUGCUGUGGUUUGUGAAGGGAUAUGCUGUAAGUGAUAGAACCUGUGUGGACCUGCUGAGUAACCACAAGGGAAGAUGCUGUGCCAUGGCAUGACAGGGCAAGGAUUCACUAGAGCAAAUCGCACCCUGACUGAGGACAAAGUGAAAAGUCAACUUGGGUUUCAGCUGGUCAGUCUGAAAACUAUAUACGUACAAAUUCUACUGUGUUCAUCAGUGACAAGCCAUCCUGUGAUGUAUCAGUAGAGCAGAGGAGCUUUCACUGCGUAAGAAGUAAGGAUAUAUGAGAAGGUCUUUUAACCUGUAAGGACGAGACACUGGAUGAAAAGGCAGUUCAUCACUGGUUGCCAGUUUACCUGUUGGAAAUCCAGUGACUGAUGGUAAUUGAUGUGUGUAAUUUUGGAAAAAUUGGUCUAGGAGUUAUUAAAGCAUUCCAUCCAAAUCUGCA